This is a messenger RNA of Nanorana parkeri, 816 nucleotides long. RefSeq names its product trypsin-like. Gene Ontology annotation, molecular function: serine-type endopeptidase activity. Lineage: Eukaryota; Metazoa; Chordata; Amphibia; Anura; Dicroglossidae. Gene Ontology annotation, biological process: proteolysis. The record is from RefSeq and is a predicted model, not a curated record. Bases 13 to 747 code for a protein of 244 amino acids. The transcript is spliced from 5 exons.
CAGAGAUCAAUCAUGAAGUUCCUUGUGAUCGCAGUCUUAUUGGGGGUGGCAGCUGCCUUUGAUGAUGACGAUAAGAUCGUCGGAGGUUUCACCUGCUCCAAGAACUCUGUCCCCUACCAGGUAUCCCUCAACUCCGGCUACCACUUCUGCGGAGGGACCCUGGUGAACAGCCUGUGGGUGAUCUCCGCUGCUCACUGCUACAAAUCGAGCAUUCAGGUCAGACUGGGAGAACAUAACAUUGCCGUGAGUGAAGGCAGCGAGCAGUUCAUUAGCUCCGCCACGGUCAUCAGACAUGGAAGCUACAACUCCAGAACCCUGGACAACGACAUCAUGAUGAUCAAACUCUCCAAACCAGCCACUCUCAAUUCAUACGUCAAGACCGCGCCUCUGCCCUCUGGCUGCUCUGCCGCCGGUACUAGCUGUCUGAUCUCCGGAUGGGGUAACACUCUCAGCAGUGGAACUAACUAUCCAGAUCUCCUGCAGUGUCUCAACGCCCCAAUUCUGACAGACAGCCAGUGCCAAAAUGCUUACCCCGGUGAAAUUACCAGAAAUAUGUUCUGCGCUGGGUUUCUGGCCGGUGGACAGGACUCAUGCCAGGGUGACUCCGGUGGCCCCGUUGUCUGCAAUGGACAGCUCCAGGGUAUUGUCUCCUGGGGAUACGGCUGCGCUCAAAGGAACUACCCCGGUGUCUACACCAGGGUCUGCAACUACAACUCCUGGAUCUCCAGCACAGUGGCUGCCAACUAAACCUUCACCUAGGAGGAUCAUUUCUAAUGAUUUCAAAAUCAAACAGGAAUCACUAUGUGCACCACUGAA